UGGGUCACGUGACCGCGGUCAACUGCGCGAUGUGAAACGCAUGAGUUGCAUAAAGUGGCGAGCUAGUGACAGCGGCGAAGUCGUAAUCGUGUCGUGGAAAGCCGGCAUUUUCCAGCGGUUUAUAACACAAACGGGACACACGAGUUUGCGACAAUGGAGAUCGUGAUACGUUCGGCGAAAUCCUCCAUGUUGAUAGCUAACGUGAAUGUGAACGCAAACACUACCAUAGGAGAAAUCAAGAAGAAGUUGUAUGACUUAGGGAAAGCACCGUAUGCAGCAAGGCAAAAUCUGAAAUUGGAUGUCAAGGGAAUAACAUUGUCUGACUCUGAGACAGUGAAGUCUCUGUCACUCAAGGCAGGUAGCAUAUUGUAUUACAAGGAUCUUGGCCCUCAGAUUGGCUGGAAGACUGUAUUCCUCAUGGAAUAUGCAGGACCAUUGAUAGUGUACCUUUGGCUGUAUCAGCGUCCAUGGUUGUUCUAUGGCAAUGUUGAGACUGAUAAUUAUCACUAUGUAGUUAAUUUCGCAGCGGGCUGUUGGACGGUGCACUACGCGAAGCGUCUCUAUGAGACUCUGUUCGUCCACCGUUUCAGUCACGCGACAAUGCCAUUGCGCAAUUUGUUCAAAAAUUGUUCCUAUUAUUGGUUGUUCACUAUGUACGUGGCUUACCACGUAAAUCAUCCAUUGUAUACGGCUCCGUGCUGGGGCAAAUUCUACACCGGGGCAGCUGUGUUCGCGCUUUGCGAACUGGGAAACCUCUGCGUGCAUUUAGCACUGCGGGAUUUGAGACCACCGGGCACUACAGUCAGAAAAAUUCCCAUGCCGACUAAUCUUUUCACCGGACUCUUCCGGUAUGUCUCUUGCCCGAACUAUACGUACGAAAUAGGAAGCUGGAUAGGCUUCACCGUGAUGACGUCGUGUCUUCCAGCUGGUCUGUUUGCGAUCGCUGGUGCGUAUCAGAUGGCCGUAUGGGCGUUGGGAAAACACAAAGCGUACAAAAAGGAAUUUCCGAGUUAUCCGAAGAACCGUAAAGCCAUCAUUCCGUUUAUCCUCUAAGCCGAUUAUAUUUAUAUCGAUUCCUCUGCGGAACAACGUUACUAAUUAUCGGGGUGAGGUUUUAGUAAGUUAUUCGACUCCGAUUUUGAUGAAAUUUUACAGUUACGCAGUACUAGUUAAACGUUGUCGAAGUCCCCUAUUCGGUAUAUUUACUCAGUUUCAAUAAACUGAAAGAUUCCAGCAAAAUAUGUUUGAAUUUUAAUUAUCUUUUUAUAUCGGAAUCUUGGAAAACGUUAAUUAAGUCGGAUAAUUGAAAUUCUUAUUUCUUGGAAACUUUUCCGCAACUCCGCACUGAUAGCUUUGACUACGUUCAGUAUAAAUACUAUAUACCUAUAAAAUUUCAUCAAAAUCGGAGGUAGUUUACUAAAGUUAAACUAUUAUCGGCCCUGCCUUUGAUUUUAUUGUUAUUUUUCACUUCUGAGAUAUAUAUAUAUAAAAGUAUGUAUUGUAAAACUUCGUCAUUCUCUUCGUCGUAUGUGACGAAUAACAACAAAGUAACAUUUGUACAAUCGCAAAAGAAGUACAUACAGGGUACACAUAAAAGGAAUUUUAUUUCCUCUGGUUUUCUGUCCUCGGUGUAUAAUAUAAUACCGUGUAUAUUGUAAGCAUAUGUUCUCGAACUAUUUCCAUAUAUAUAUAUAUAUAUAUAUAUAUGUAUACAUGUGUAUAUAUAAAUAUCGCAAUAGUACCUUAUCAUUGAA
Messenger RNA from Dinoponera quadriceps, 1754 nucleotides. It is a transcript of the gene Sc2, whose product is annotated as very-long-chain enoyl-CoA reductase. Gene Ontology annotation, molecular function: oxidoreductase activity, acting on the CH-CH group of donors; protein binding. Bases 154 to 1053 code for a protein of 299 amino acids. The transcript is spliced from 5 exons. Gene Ontology annotation, biological process: very long-chain fatty acid biosynthetic process. The record is from RefSeq and is a predicted model, not a curated record. Lineage: Eukaryota; Metazoa; Arthropoda; Insecta; Hymenoptera; Formicidae.